AGGGCGGGAUUUCCGGCGGCGCGCGAGGUCACGGGGCGCCUUGGCCGGGAUCGUCCUUCCAUCCGCACGUGUCUGUCGCCCGCGCGAUGCUGCCCCUGCUGCGCUGCGUCCCCCGAGCCCUGGGCGCCGCGGUCACCGGGUUCCGCGCCGCCGCGCCCGCCCCGGCGCUCAGGCAACUGCUGCAGCCUGCGCCCCGGCUGUGCCUCCGGCCCUUCGGGUUGCUGUGCGUGCGCGCUGGCCGGUCCGGCCUCCUCCGGCCCCCGGCGCCGUGCGCGUGCGGCUGCGGGGCGCUGCACACCGAAGGAGACAAAGCUUUUGUUGAAUUUCUGACCGAUGAAAUCAAGGAAGAAAAGAAGAUCCAGAAGCAUAAGUCCCUUCCCAAGAUGUCUGGAGAUUGGGAGCUGGAAGUGAAUGGGACAGAGGCUAAAUUAGUGCGGAAAGUUGCUGGUGAAAAGAUUACUGUCACUUUCAACAUUAACAAUAGCAUCCCGCCAACAUUUGAUGGUGAGGAGGAGCCCUCACAAGGACAGAAGGUUGAGGAACAAGAGCCGGAACUGACAUCAACUCCCAAUUUUGUGGUUGAAGUUACAAAGAGUGAUGGCAAGAAGGCCCUUGUCUUGGACUGUCACUAUCCAGAGGAUGAGAUUGGACAAGAAGAAGAGGCCGAGAGUGACAUUUUCUCUAUCAAGGAAGUUAGCUUUCAGGCCACUGGUGACUCUGAAUGGAAGGAUACAAACUACACACUCAAUACAGAUUCCCUGGACUGGGCCUUGUAUGACCACCUAAUGGAUUUCCUUGCGGACCGAGGGGUGGACAACACUUUCGCAGAUGAGUUGGUGGAGCUCAGUACUGCCCUGGAGCACCAAGAAUAUAUUGCUUUUCUUGAGGACCUCAAAAGUUUUGUCAAGAGCCAGUAGAAAUGUGAGAGACACUGAAGGCCUUAAUUUUAAGGGUGAGCUUUGGCCAGUGAACAAAAGCUACCCUGACGUCAGACAAGUGUUAUAAAGUGGUUGUCAUCCUAAUAUCAUGGGGAAAAAAGCAAGUUUAAACUAUUGCUGUUAUGUUCCCAUUUAUCAUUCAUUUGGUUCUUUUCCUGUACAAAUCAUUAUUUGUAUAGAUUUUUGUAUAACAUAAUUAUGGACAAUAAAAUUGGUUAUUGCCUCCCUCCAA
Molecule: messenger RNA, 1170 nt
Organism: Nannospalax galili (Upper Galilee mountains blind mole rat)
Lineage: Eukaryota; Metazoa; Chordata; Mammalia; Rodentia; Spalacidae
Gene: C1qbp
Product: complement C1q binding protein
Exons: 6
Coding region: 87-917 (276 amino acids)
Biological process (GO): cytosolic ribosome assembly
Cellular component (GO): mitochondrial matrix
Source: RefSeq, a predicted model, not a curated record